UUCAAUCGCAGACGAAACGCGAAACAAUUAGCCUCGAUCGUGUGCCUUAAAAACUAAAUUUUUAAGAAUAUUCAGUGAAAUAGUGUAGUAUCGAAGCCAGCUCUGUUUAGAAAAUCUCUACUUGACGACACAAAUAAUCAACGAAAUACUCAAGAACCAUGCAAUCUCGGAGCGUUUGCUUCGUAGUGGGCAGUUUGGUGUUGCUUGCUUUUGGCGUCCAAAUGGGCUUCGGCAUCAAAUGCUGGGAAUGCCGUUCAGAUUCUGAUCCCAAGUGCGCCGAUCCGUUCGACAAUAGCACACUUUCGAUUACGGACUGCCGGCAGCUGGAUGAAAAAUCGCAUCUACCUGGCGUGAAGGCGACGAUGUGCCGUAAAAUCCGACAGAAGGUGCACGGCGAGUGGAGAUACUUCCGUAGCUGUGCCUUUAUGGGCGAGCCGGGUAUCGAAGGCGACGAACGGUUCUGCCUAAUGCGCAGCGGUACCUACAAUAUCUUCAUGGAAUACUGUACCUGCAACAGCAAGGACGGCUGCAAUGCGGGAUCGUACCGCUCCCCGACGAUGGCAUUAAUAUUAAGUGCCUUGAUAGUAUUCUUAUCGGUUGUAGCAGUUUUUCGUCGCGUGUAAGUCCUUCUGUGGUCAGGGCAUAGGUUAGCAGAAUCUUUAUAAAACUCUAGAAGCCAUAGAGAAGUUACGAUAAUUGGAGGGGAGUAACUGCAUGCGAGUAAGUUACUGUUGCUGUGUUCUAUUUGAAACGAAACAUUCCGUCCACUAAUGGAAUCUCAUGCCAGUAUUUGGUGCAGCUUAUUUUUUAACAUUUCGAACACAUGCUUUUUUAGCAAAACGAUGAAAUAAACCUUUUUAUAAAAGUAUU
Molecule: messenger RNA, 870 nt
Organism: Anopheles coustani
Lineage: Eukaryota; Metazoa; Arthropoda; Insecta; Diptera; Culicidae
Gene: crok
Exons: 2
Coding region: 159-623 (154 amino acids)
Biological process (GO): regulation of synaptic transmission, cholinergic; sleep; positive regulation of voltage-gated potassium channel activity
Source: RefSeq, a predicted model, not a curated record